Molecule: messenger RNA, 1955 nt
Organism: Stomoxys calcitrans (stable fly)
Lineage: Eukaryota; Metazoa; Arthropoda; Insecta; Diptera; Muscidae
Gene: Pmi
Product: transmembrane protein 11 homolog, mitochondrial
Exons: 3
Coding region: 158-682 (174 amino acids)
Biological process (GO): inner mitochondrial membrane organization
Cellular component (GO): mitochondrial inner membrane
Source: RefSeq, a predicted model, not a curated record
UCCUCGAAUCGUUUUGUGUGUGUGUAGCUCUGUGAGUAGUGUGAAGCAAAUUUCUUGUUCGCCGAUUUUAAUUUUGCAUUUGGGUAUAUAUGCGACAAAAUUUUAAUUGUUAUUAAUAAUUAAAACGCAAUCGAAUAAUAGACAAACGACCCAUAAAAUGGUAUCUGCUGUUGAAGGCGAUGGUAAUAAAAAGGUGCCCACAUUUCAUGUUAUCCGUGAGGUCUAUGACAGCUCCGAUGCCCAUCAACGUUUUGAAGCCGAACUCGACAAGGCUUUGGAGGCUAAAGCGGAUUACAUUAUCAUAGAGCCACCACGUUUAGGCGAUGAGACUGGACGUUGGAUUACGGUGGGAAAUUGUUUGCACAAGACCGCUGUAGUUUCAGGCCUAGCUUCGCUAUUGUCAUCGUUGCUGUGGCACAAUAAACCUGUUAUAGCUGGACCCAUGUGUGCUGUGUCCUUGUUCUGUUCCGGUCUUUACACCGUCUCAUGGAACUAUGAUCCCUGCUGCCAGUACCAGGUUGAAAAUAACGAAGAAGUUUUAAUUAAACUGCCUUUAGCCGAUGUGUCAUCCCCUGUGAUCUUGGGCUAUGAGCCCAAUACAAAAACCAAAUAUUUACAUCGUAGUGUUACACUGCUUUCCGCAGCAUUUUGUGCUUGGCAAAUUUGGCGAUCCUAUAAGUAGUUCCAGUAGAAGGUUGAUUCAGCGAAGUUCAAGUCCAGACAGAAACACACUCAAGAUAAACAAAAAAAAAAAAAAAACGUAGAAUCAAGCAGAAAAUCCAUGUUCAAAACGAAGAGCUCCACACAAACAAACACAAAUUGUUCUACUUCGCACAUUUUUGUUUUUGUAAAGCGGCAGCAAACAACAGUGGUUUUAUAAGAAACAACCAAGAGCAAUUGUAGCCAUUACUCCGCCAAACCAAAAACGGAGAAAUGGAAAAAAGUUUAUUUUACUAUUUAAAGGCCAAUACCAAAACAUCUCAGUUUUAUUGUGUUUUUUUUUUUUUAUUUGAGUAUCGAUAAUUAAAAAAUUUUAAUUUUUUUUUAAGUUUAUCGUAUACAAAUGGUAAGACAAAAAACGAAAGGUUUAUUGAAUCGAAAGCCAGUAGGUUCGAACAUUAUAUUCAAAUUAAGAUAUUUUCAUGUCCCACCCAAAAUGUUUUGCAGUUGGGCAAAGAAAUGUGUCUUUAGCUGAGGACAAUUUAAAUGCAUUUUAUUUAAUAGCUAAAAGUUAAGAAGACAUUAAGUUUUUAUAUAUACAUAUACAUUAAUUAUAACAAUUUCGGAUGGUUUAAAAUUUGUCUAGAUUUUGCUAAUUUGGUUUUAUUUCAAAGCAAUUUGCGAUGUAUGUACUAAAAAAAGUCCAUUUUUUCCAAGUUUCCAUUUACCCAAUGUCUUUGUCGAAGAAAAAAAGAAACACCAUAAAGUUCUCUAAAUCUUUGCAUGUCAGCCCGAGGAAAUGUUGAAAAAUUGAAAACAAAUUCCCUUAUAAAGUCUACCAAUAAUCUCUGUAUAAAAAAUUGUUGUGUAUUUAAGCCAAAUGAUAUGGUGUGUGUGUUUUAUGUUUCCCAGGUAUUCUUUUUAUUUAUCUUAGAUUGUUUUUUUUUUUUUAAUUAAAUGUAGAUUGAAUUCUUUAAAUUAUUUCUAACAUAAUAAGUUUUUACUUAAAUCUAUUUUACUACAACACAAAACGAGGUCUGUCAUAUUAUUUGCUCAUUUUCUAGGAUUAAACGCUAUCACCUUUUUCGAUUUUGUAUUGAAACUAGAACAAACCAACUAUCUACCCCCUGUGCAUACUCGUAAUUUCAAACUGUGUUGUUUUUCAAAAACAAAAAAAAAAAAUGCUUAUUAUUUAGCGAUUCUUUGUAUUAGUUGUAAAUUUAUUAAAUCAAAAGAUGUUAAAAUAAUAAUAAUAAAAAAAAAAAUGCAAAAUAAAUACGAAUACGUUUAAGGAA